CUGAAGAAGAUGAAGCUAAAGAAGCUAAAAAAGACAAAGCUGAAGAAGCUAAAGAAGCGAAGCUGAAAAAGCUGAAGACGAAAAUAGUGAGAAUGACGAUAGUAAAUACAACGAAGAUGAUAGCUCAAG
Racocetra persica is the source of this 129-nucleotide messenger RNA. The record is from the annotation of a GenBank genome assembly. Lineage: Eukaryota; Fungi; Glomeromycota; Glomeromycetes; Diversisporales; Gigasporaceae.